Messenger RNA from Kogia breviceps (pygmy sperm whale), 6378 nucleotides. The record is from RefSeq and is a predicted model, not a curated record. Lineage: Eukaryota; Metazoa; Chordata; Mammalia; Artiodactyla; Physeteridae.
CCGGCCCCCUCCCCCGGCGCCGGCCAAGUGAGGCGGUGAUGCGGGCGCUGGCGGCCCCGGCUGCGCGGAGAGCGGAGACACAGGCUCAAGAUGGCAGAUUCCGACUGAGGCUGGGGGGGCCGAGCUCGCGCGCCGCGUUCCCUUCUCCGUUGCCAUGAAUCGCGGACACCCCGGCCCCGAUGGCCCCCGUGUACGAAGGUCCCCUUGUGAUUAAAUCAGCUGUGCAGAUGUUCAGCCUGUAGCAGUGGCAUUGGACUCAUGUUAUGGAGAACUUAGGGGGUAAUUGUACAGCUUUUUUAGCUGCUGCAGCACCAGGGUAUCCUCCAUCCUGCCCCCAUGCUGUGGGCACCUGGAUGUCGGGGCUGAAGACCACAUGGAGGUAUACCUGAGAACAUCAUCUUCCUUCCACAGUGCCACUGCCACGAUGAGUGACGUAUUUUCCAAGAGUGAUCCGGCAAUUUUAAGUCAUAUAUAAAAAUGUCCCGGGACGUCCCUGGUGGCCCAGUGGUUAAGGAUCCACCUGCCAAUGCAGGGGACACCAGUUUGAUCCCUGGUCCGGGAAGAUCCCACAUGCCCCGGAGCAACUAAGCCCGUGCGCCACAACUACUGAGCCCACACGUUGCAACUACUGAAGGCUGCAUGCCUAGAGCCCAUGCUCCACAACAAGAGAAGCCACUCCAAUGAGAAGCCUGCGCACUGCAGUGAAGAGUAGCCCCCUCUCACCACAACUAGAGAAAGCGUGCGCACAGCAACGAAGACCCAGCGCAGCCAAAAAAAUUUUUUUAAGAAGUUCCAAGGAAAAUCAUGGGUUUAUUUUAAGGAGAAGGGAGUUUUAUGGGGAACCCUUGAAGCUACCAAGAGGACCUGGAAAUUAUUCUCUGUUCUGAGAACUGUACUCAGCAUCCCCGAGACAUGUCCUGUACUUGCUGCCCCUUUGCCUUUGCAGCCAUCAUCCUCUCUCUCCAUCCCCCCAACCUGACAUGUAUAACCGUCCCUUUUCUGCCAGUUCAAAUCCAGGUCAUCCCUCAAGGCCCAGCAGGGUUUCCUGCCCCUCCCAGAAGCCUCUCGGGGCCUCUAUAGUUGGGGCCCCUUCUCCCUGCACACCGGGGGAAGGGAGCCUCCAGAGAAGUGAAGGCGUUGGCAGUCUGGCCUGGACUGUCCUCUAGAGAGCCAGCGCCACCAAUUUGUGAAACUGCCGAACCACACAUCUGCCUUGACGACUUAGCCUUUCCUUCAAUGUGGAUUUGAAGUGUCGUGGACAGACAUUAUUGAUUCCUCCUCUUAAGUCCGUCAGGACAGUUUCAAAUCUCUUUAAUGCCCAGCAAAUUUGCUUUGGAGGCCAAAGCCAGUCCAGUUGCAUUUGGAUGAUGGUUACUUAUUUUUAAAGGGUAGGAGGUCCCUCCAGACAUGCAUGUCCAUUAUUGUGCAGCCAUCUCUGUCUCCUUUUGCUUCUCUGAUGAAUAUUUGGACCUGCCUCUACCUGGCUGCCAUCUUCUUGAUGUCACAGAAAAGCACAUUCUUCCCUCAGAAAGUAUGUCAUCUACUUGGAAGGGUAUGGCCUCACAUGUGCAAGUUUUCUCCCCUCACACCCUUCAAUCAAGUGCCUUCUGUAGCGUGAAGAAACUGAAAGUAGAGCCGAGUUCCAACUGGGACAUGACCGGGUACGGCUCCCACAGCAAAGUGUAUGGCCAGAGCAAGAACGCGCCACCAUCCCAGCCGGCCGCCACGACCGUCAGCGCCUCCCUGCCCAUGCCAAACCCCAGCCUACCGUACGAGCAGACCAUCAUCUUCCCAGGAAGCACCGGGCACAUCGUCGUGACAUCAGCAGGUAGCACCUCCGUCACCGGGCCAGUCCUCGGCGGACCGCACAACCUCAUGCGUCGCAGCACUGUGAGCCUUCUUGAUACCUACCAAAAAUGCGGACUCAAGCGGAAGAGUGAGGAGAUCGAGAACACGAGCAGCGUGCAGAUCAUCGAAGAGCAUCCACCCAUGAUUCAGAAUAAUGCGAGUGGGGCCACUGUAGCCACUGCCACCACCUCCACUGCCACUUCCAAAAACAGUGGCUCCAACAGCGAGGGGGAUUAUCAGCUGGUCCAGCAUGAGGUGCUGUGCUCCAUGACCAACACCUACGAGGUCUUAGAGUUCCUGGGCCGAGGGACGUUUGGGCAAGUGGUCAAGUGCUGGAAACGGGGCACCAAUGAGAUUGUGGCCAUCAAGAUCCUGAAGAACCACCCGUCGUACGCCCGCCAAGGUCAGAUCGAAGUGAGCAUCCUGGCCCGCCUGAGCACAGAGAGCGCCGACGACUACAACUUCGUCCGUGCCUACGAGUGCUUCCAGCACAAGAAUCACACGUGCUUGGUCUUUGAGAUGCUGGAGCAGAACCUCUAUGACUUUCUGAAGCAGAACAAGUUCAGCCCCUUGCCCCUCAAAUACAUUCGCCCGGUCCUCCAGCAGGUUGCCACAGCCCUGAUGAAACUAAAAAGCCUAGGUCUUAUCCACGCUGACCUCAAACCAGAAAACAUCAUGCUGGUGGAUCCAUCCAGACAACCGUACAGAGUCAAGGUCAUCGACUUCGGCUCAGCCAGUCACGUGUCCAAGGCCGUGUGCUCCACCUACUUGCAGUCCAGGUAUUACAGGGCCCCUGAGAUCAUCCUUGGUUUACCAUUUUGUGAGGCAAUUGAUAUGUGGUCCCUGGGCUGCGUCAUUGCAGAGCUGUUCCUGGGCUGGCCGCUGUAUCCAGGAGCUUCAGAGUACGAUCAGAUUCGGUAUAUUUCACAAACACAGGGUUUGCCAGCAGAAUAUUUAUUAAGCGCAGGGACAAAGACAACUAGGUUUUUCAACCGUGACACAGACUCGCCAUAUCCUCUGUGGAGGCUGAAGACACCAGAUGACCAUGAAGCAGAGACGGGGAUUAAGUCAAAAGAAGCAAGGAAGUACAUUUUCAACUGUUUAGAUGAUAUGGCCCAGGUGAACAUGACGACAGAUUUGGAAGGGAGUGACAUGUUGGUGGAAAAGGCGGACCGGCGGGAGUUCAUCGACCUGUUGAAGAAGAUGCUGACCAUAGACGCUGAUAAGAGAAUCACUCCGAUCGAGACCCUGAACCACCCCUUUGUCACCAUGACACACUUACUCGAUUUCCCCCACAGCACACACGUCAAAUCAUGUUUCCAGAACAUGGAGAUUUGCAAGCGUCGGGUGACCAUGUAUGACACGGUAAACCAGAGCAAAACCCCUUUCAUCACACAUGUGGCCCCCAGCACAUCCACCAACCUGACCAUGACCUUCAACAACCAGCUGAACACCGUCCACAACCAGGCUCCCACCUCCACCAGUGCCACUAUUUCCUUAGCCAAUCAUGAAGUCUCCGUACUAAACUACCAAUCUGCACUCUACCAGCCCUCAGCAGCAUCCAUGGCUGCGGUGGCCCAGCGGAGCAUGCCCCUGCAGACGGGAGCGGCCCAGAUCUGCGCCCGGCCCGACCCCUUCCAGCAAGCGCUCAUCGUGUGUCCACCCGGCUUCCAAGGAUUGCAGGCCUCUCCCUCUAAGCAUGCUGGCUACUCUGUGAGAAUGGAAAAUGCAGUUCCCAUCGUCACUCAAGCCCCAGGAGCUCAGCCUCUUCAGAUCCAACCAGGUCUGCUUGCCCAGUUGAAAACCAGGAUCACAGAAGCUUUGGGAUGGAACCUUCCUUAUCUGUUCACACAGCAGGCCUGGCCAAGUGGGACCCAGCAGAUCCUGCUUCCCCCGGCGUGGCAGCAGCUCACUGGGGUGGCCACGCACACGUCGGUGCAGCACGCGACUGUGAUUCCCGAGACCAUGGCCGGCACCCAGCAGUUGGCCGACUGGAGGAACACGCAUGCUCACGGCAGCCAUUACAAUCCCAUCAUGCAGCAGCCGGCGCUAUUGACUGGUCAUGUGACCCUUCCAGCAGCUCAACCCUUAAAUGUGGGCGUGGCCCACGUGAUGCGGCAGCAACCUACCAGCACCACCUCCUCCCGGAAGAGUAAGCAGCACCAGUCCUCUGCGAGAAAUAUCUCCACCUGUGAGGUGUCCUCCUCUCAGGCCGUCAGCUCCCCGCAGCGGUCCAAGCGCGUCAAGGAGAACACGCCUCCGCGCUGCGCCCUGGCGCCCAGCAGCCCGGCCUGCAGCUCCUCCGUCACGUGCGGCUGGGGCGACGGGGCCUCCAGCACCACCAGGGAACGGCAGCGGCAGACGAUCGUCAUUCCUGACACCCCCAGCCCCACGGUCAGCGUCAUCACCAUCAGCAGCGACACGGAUGAGGAGGAGGAACAGAAGCACGCCCCCGCCAGCCCUGUGUCCAAGCAGAGAAAAAACGUCAUCAGCUGUGUCACGGUCCACGACUCUCCCUACUCCGACUCCUCCAGCAUCACCAGCCCCUACGCCAUGCAGCACCGCCCCGGGCACAACGCCACCGCCUUCGACACCAAGGGGAGCCUGGAGUCGCACUGCACCGGGAACCCCCGGACCAUCAUCGUGCCGCCCCUGAAAACCCAGGCCAGCGAGGCGCUGGUGGAGUGUGAUAGCCUGGGGCCAGUCACCACCAGUCACCACUCGUCCUCCUACAAGUCCAAGUCCUCCAGCAACGUGACCUCCACCAGCGGUCACUCUUCAGGGAGCUCAUCUGGAGCCACUGCCUACCGGCAGCAGCGACCUCUCAAUCUCAGCCAGGCUCAGCAGCACAUCACCGCAGAUCGCACGGGGAGCCACCGACGGCAGCAGGCGUACAUCACCCCCACGAUGGCCCAGGCGCCAUACUCCUUCCCACACAACAGCCCCAGCCACGGCACCGUGCACCCGCACCUGGCCGCCGCCGCCCACCUCCCCGCCCAGCCCCACCUCUACACCUACACUGCGCCUGCCGCCCUGGGCUCCACUGGCACCGUGGCCCACCUGGUGGCCUCCCAAGGCUCGGCGCGUCACGCCGUGCAGCACACCGCCUACCCAGCCAGCAUCGUCCACCAGGUCCCCGUGAGCAUGGGCCCCCGGGUCCUGCCCUCGCCCACCAUCCACCCGAGUCAGUAUCCAGCCCAGUUCGCCCACCAGACCUACAUCAGCGCCUCUCCAGCCUCCACCGUCUACACUGGAUACCCACUGAGCCCCGCCAAGGUCAACCAGUACCCUUACAUAUAAACACUGGAAGGGGAGGGGAGGGGAGGGAGGAUGGCCAGAGGGGAGGAGGGAGAGGAGGAGGGACGCGAGGCGGGAGCUGGGCUUUUAUACUGAAGGUGCCGCACAGAAACAAUGCAAAUGGGGCAGGGGAGGGGGGCAGGGACGGGACACAAAUGAAACUUGAACUAGGAAGUAGGAGGACUGAGAGCGGAGAAGAGAACAUUUUAAAAAGGAAGGGAUUUAAGGAGGGGGGGAAAUCUAUGCUUUUUAUUUUAAAAAAGAAAAAAGAAAAAAAAAGAAAACGUCAGUAACAAAAAAACCACAGCUCACGAACCCAUUCUGCACCAGACUAGAAAGGAGAAGAAGAAGAGAGCCACGGAAGAUUCCAGAAAUUGGGGGGGUGGGGGCGCUCAGUGUUCGAAGAACUUUAUGAAUUUUUCAAAGAUUAUUUUCAUAUGGCAGCAAGCGGCAUUUAAGAACUUGCUGUCGGGGACACCUGAUAUGAUUUUUGAUCUAUUGGAUUAAAAAUCCAAUAGAUUUUUAAUGAUUGAACGUAAGAAUUAGGGAUUUUUCCAGAACUCUAAAGGGUCAGCAACCGUCUAGAAAGGUCAGGCAGUGGCUGGAGGAGGCUGGUAUCUGGGGGCGGGUCCAGGGUUGGGGAAGCCCCGAUCUGGCGCUCUUGCCGGGAGUAAUGGGGGCAGCCAGGCUGAAGGAGGACCCCUGGGAGAGGAGGGCGCGUUUUCUCUUUCUGAGCACUCUGGAUAAAUCCCUAAGCAAUGAUAUUCCUCAAAUGUCAUUAAUGAUUUUUUUUUUCUUUUCUGAAGAUUUCUUUUCUCUUUGAGUCCAUCCCUCGUCACGUAGCGUAGGGCCCGCGGCGUCGCCGACACCCUGGUAGAUGUCGCAGUCUGCACCUGUCUGUGCUACUUUUGUGUUCACCCCCAACGAUACCAAGAGACUAUUUCUCAAUGUAAUUGCACAAGAAGAGCGAUCUCACCUAGGCACGUGGCCCGCGCCGUGGUCCAGGUGCACGCGCGGGUGCCCGCGGUGCCGCGCUCCUGUCCCCGGCACCGCCGCCGGCUCUCGCAGACUUGGUUUUACAUCUUUCCCUCCUAGUGCCUUAGCGACCGGGGACGCGGUUGAGGGUUUACUUCCACGGUACUCCAAGAAGCCGGCUGAGGCGAGUCACAUCAUCUCAGCCCUUCUUCUGUGCUGUUGCAACAUUUUAUUCUGGUCUUUCCUCUUUUUUUUUUU